This is a messenger RNA of Cylicostephanus goldi, 573 nucleotides long. Lineage: Eukaryota; Metazoa; Nematoda; Chromadorea; Rhabditida; Strongylidae. The record is from the annotation of a GenBank genome assembly.
AUGCAUGGGGUCUAUGCCGUUGUCGAUACUCCCUGUGGAAAGAUGUUUGUUAGUGAGAUCGAAAACGCAUUAUGCGCGGUUUCUUUCAAUCCAGACAUCGAUGAUGCGAUCAGAAUUUUGCACUUCAGCUAUCCAUUAGUACAGUUCACUGAGGGACAUGUGUCUAGUGCAGAAAAUGUGAGAUUUUGUAGGGGUUUUGUUCUUUUCAAUGGUCGUAAAAAAGGGGAAAUUUUGAGACUCCUCAACGGUGAAGAAUCUACUGAAAAUAUCCGCAUUUCCAAACUUGUUUUCAUGCGUUGUUCGGAAUUCCAAAGGAAGGUCUACGAGCAUCUAAUGCGCAUUCCUCGAGGAAGCACUAAGAGUUAUGCAGAGGUAAGAAACGAUAUUAUUACAGUUGCUAAAUCAAUUGGACAUCCCACAGCUUAUCGAGCAGUCGCCAGAGCUUGUAGGGACAAUUUUCUAGCCGUCGUGAUCCCUUGCCAUCGAGUGGUCACUUCAGAUGGAUCGCUGCGAGGUUAUCGUUGGGGAAUUGAAGUCAAAAAGAAACUUCUAGAGAUGGAGCGAAAGAAAUAA